This is a messenger RNA of Porites lobata, 1698 nucleotides long. Lineage: Eukaryota; Metazoa; Cnidaria; Anthozoa; Scleractinia; Poritidae. The record is from the annotation of a GenBank genome assembly.
AUGCCCACUCAUUGCUGUGUCCCUGAAUGUAACCAAAAAGGUGUAAAAUCGCCGACGGGUUUUUUUGAAUUUCCAAAUCAAUCUUCACUGAGAAAGAGGUGGAUUCACGCGAUCCAAGGAGACGGAGGAAAGAACUGGCAGAUCACUCGAGACACGAAAGUUUGCUCUUUGCAUUUUAGACGAGAAGAUCUUAGAAAGUCGCUCGCUGGACGAACUUAUCUUGUGGAUGGAUGUGUACCGUCAAGAUUUGCUUGGUCUAUUCCAUCCCCAAGGAAAAGAAAAGCACCAACUGAAAGGUUGCCUUUGCCAAUUCCCUUGUCUUCGAAGAAGCGGUUGUUUACAUCCGACACGUCGUCUGAAAUCAACAUCGCGUCUUCAGCUGUUGAAAGUUCAAAUGAAAUAUUUCCCAGUACAAGUGGAGGCAACGAAACAAAUGAGCCCGGUAUUAGUGUCGAGAAGCGGUUGAUUACAUCCGACACUUCUGCUGAAAUCAACAUCGCGUCUUCAGCUGUUGAAAGUUCAAAUGAAAUAUUUCCCAGUACAAGUGGAGGGAACGAAACAGAUGAGCCCGAUAUUAGUGUCGAGAGUAACGUGGAAAUGGAUCAAGGAAAGAAAGUCGAGGAUCUGGAGGCUAGACUUUUACAAUCUGAAAAGGAGCUUGCGAUCCUUCGAAAGGAACUGGAAAGAAAGAUUAUCGAAAACGAACAGCACCAGGAGACACUGUCGUCCCGUUUAUUUUCUCUUGAUCGCUUCAAGUCCAAUGCGGAUGUUAAUUUUUAUACUGGCCUUCCUAAUUAUGCUACUCUCAUAAGUAUUUUUGAAUUUUUGAAUCCUGGUGAGGAUUGUGAAAACAUUCGCUCCAGGAUCAGCUCAGACGUUCCUGAGGAGUUUUACAACUCUGAAUCUGACGACGAGGAAGAUACGUCGACAACCAAGAGAGGACGCCGCCGAAAACUUAAGCCUUUAGAGGAAUUUUUUAUUGUUCUGUGUCGCUUAAGGAGAGGAUUUUCUGAGCGACAUCUAGCUAACUUAUAUGGUGUGGCACAAUCAACAGUGAGCAGAAGUUUUAUCCAGUGGAUUAAUUUCAUGUACUUGAAGUUUGGACAAAUCUGCAUUUGGCCGUCUAAAGCUGUUGUACAACAAACCAUGCCUCUUGAUUUUAAGGAGAAAUUUCCCAAUACAAGAGUCAAAAUAGACUGUACGGAAGUGUUUUGUGAAAUGCCAAGUAGUCUACUUUUAAAUUCUGAACUAUUCAGCUCCUACAAAAAUCAUGUGACAUUAAAAGGACUAGUUUGAAUUUCUCCAAGUGGUGCCAUCACUUUUGUGAGCCAAUUAUACACAGGCAGUAUUUCUGACAGGGAAAUUGUUGUGCGAAGUGGGCUACUGUCACAAGCAUUUGAUGAUGGUGACUCGGUCAUGGCUGACAAAGGAUUUCAGAUUCAAGAUAUUUUGCCCUUGGGUGUUACCCUUAACAUCCCACCAUUUCUCGGAGGAGACAGCCAAAUGUCAGCGGAGGAUGUAGUGCGGACACAGCAAAUUGCAAGUCUAAGGAUUCAUGUGGAAAGGGCAAUAAACAAGAUUAAGAACUUCCGUAUCUGGCAGAGAGUUGUACCAUUAAGUUUAUUCGGAGUCGUUAACCAGAUGUGGAGUGUGUGUGCUUUUAUGUGCAAUGUUCACGAUCCGCUUAUUUCUGGAUAA